Molecule: messenger RNA, 879 nt
Organism: Glycine soja
Lineage: Eukaryota; Viridiplantae; Streptophyta; Magnoliopsida; Fabales; Fabaceae
Product: superoxide dismutase [Cu-Zn], chloroplastic-like
Exons: 8
Coding region: 120-671 (183 amino acids)
Biological process (GO): removal of superoxide radicals
Molecular function (GO): superoxide dismutase activity; copper ion binding
Source: RefSeq, a predicted model, not a curated record
AUUUGGAGAGCAGAUACUAUAGCUAGCAGUGAGAGGGUGUGGUGUGGGGGUUGCAUUGCAGUAUCAUCAGAAUCAGAGUUGAGUUGACCCCUUCAUUCCAUUAACUAUCACUCUUAACAAUGCAAGCAGCAAUUGCAGCCAUGGCCGCCCACACUAUUCUCUUUUCUUCCUUCCCAGCUCCUCAAUCCAUUGCCCUUCCCGCCACUACCAAGAAAGCCGUUGCAAUCCUCAAGGGCAAUUCCUCCGUCCAUGGCCUUGUCACUCUAACCCAACAACAAGACAACGGCCCAACAACUGUUACUGUUCGUGUUUCUGGUCUUACUCCUGGGCCUCAUGGUUUUCAUCUCCAUGAGUUUGGUGAUAUAACAAAUGGGUGCAUAUCAACUGGGCCACAUUUCAAUCCUAAUAAACUCAAACAUGGUGCUCCGGAGGAUAAAAUUCGCCAUGCGGGUGACCUGGGAAACAUAGUUGCUAAUGCCGAUGGAGUUGCAGAAGCAACAACUGUGGACAAUCAGAUACCACUCAUUGGACCCAAUUCAGUAGUUGGAAGAGCCUUAGUAGUUCAUGAGCUUGAGGAUGACCUUGGAAAGGGUGGGCAAGAACUUAGUUUGAGCACUGGAAAUGCUGGGGGAAGAUUGGCAUGUGGUGUGGUUGGUUUGAGUCCAGUGUAAAUGAAACUAAAUGUUUUUGUAGCAGUUGUGUUUUAUCUUUUUCUUGUUUUCAUCAAUUUACCCAUGUAAGCUCUGAAGCACGAUCCUUCUAAGAUGAAUGUAAAAUGGAAUCGUGAAGACAUGUAGUACAUUAGUACCAGAGAUUCGUCUCAAUAAAAUUAUAUUUCUAACGAAUUUCUGGUGAAUAAACCUACUGUUGAAUGUUGUU